AUACGGUGGGCAUUGUCGAAAGAAAUAAUACACGGGGUGGGCAAAUGUAGUACUCCUAUUCGAUUAAGCCAAGAAAAAAAUGUAGAAUUUGAUUAGACAAUUGCCAUGGUAGCGAGCCCCCUAUAAAUAUUCCCUCUCCCUUUUGCGGCAACUCUGCGCUUAAUCGUUUGUUGGAGUUCGAUCUCUCAGCUCCAGCCAUGGCAGAGAAGGGAGAGAAGGUAUCUACGUUGAUCAUUGAAUCCAACCUGGAAUGCGAGAAAUGUUACAGGAAGAUUCAGAAAGUUCUAUGCAAACUCCAAGAGAAGGAGAAGAUCAGGACCAUCAAUUUCGAGACGAAGAAUAACACGGUGACAAUCUCCGGACCAUUCGAUCCGGUGAAGCUGUCGCGGAAGCUGAGAUGCAAGGCCUGCGAGGCGAUCAAGGACAUCAAGAUCGUACAAGAGAAGAAGCCUGAGCCAAAGAAGGACGAGAAGAUCAAGCCUGAGCCAAAGAAGGAAGAGAAGAAGCCUGAGCCAAAGAAGGACUGCUGUAAGUGCUGCACGAAACCCGACGAGAAGAAGCCUGAGGAGAAGAAGCCGGAGGAGAAGAAACCGGAGAAGCCUAAGCCAAAGGAGGACCCCAAACCGGCGGCCGCACCGGCGCCAUCGUCCACGACUGUGAACCUGCAGUUCACGCAGAUCUGCAACCUGUGCUACCCGUGGCCGUGCAGCGACCCGAGCCACUGGGGCGGCAUCCAUCAGCACCCGCAGCCGCAGCCGCAGCCCCAGCCCAAGCAGCCGCCGCCGCAACCGCAGUGGCCGUGCGACCCGCCGACGAUGCCGGCGCUCGGCCACCACCACCCGUGCCCGCCCUGGGCGCCGGCGACACCGAAGAGGCAGCCGUGCGGAGGCCCGUCGUACUGCGGGGGGUGCGGCUCGUGCGGCGGUGGAUAUAAUGGAUGGCCGCCGGCGAUGCCGACGCCACUGCAGAUGAUGCAGCCGCCGCCGAUGAUGGGCUGCGGGGGGCCGGCAUCGUCCUGCAGAGGGUGCAAAGGUUGCCGGAUCGUGCAGGAGGGGAGGUUCAUCUACGAGGAGUACCCGCCGAAUUCGUGCACCGUCAUGUGACUCUAAAACUGCAUGACAACCGUGUGCAUGCAUUCAUAUGGUUGUUUGACCUCUCUGCAUGUUAUUUUUCUUGGCAAUUAUUAGUGCUUGAUGUUCGAUGUAUCCUUUAUGUUUUUUUACGUGUAUCUUUUUUUUGUAUAACAAUUGUUUAGUUGCUCACCAAGUGUACCACAUGAUUUUUGACGUGUAUCCUUUAUGUUUACUUAUGCACAGCACUCAAUUUCAAGUCCAUUUUUGUGGGAAAGAAGGUGU
Messenger RNA from Lolium perenne, 1355 nucleotides. RefSeq lists its product as uncharacterized. Gene Ontology annotation, molecular function: metal ion binding. Gene Ontology annotation, biological process: regulation of defense response to fungus. Lineage: Eukaryota; Viridiplantae; Streptophyta; Magnoliopsida; Poales; Poaceae. The record is from RefSeq and is a predicted model, not a curated record.